This is a messenger RNA of Bombus impatiens (common eastern bumble bee), 3389 nucleotides long. Its product is annotated as nose resistant to fluoxetine protein 6. The record is from RefSeq and is a predicted model, not a curated record. The transcript is spliced from 10 exons. Bases 779 to 3157 code for a protein of 792 amino acids. Lineage: Eukaryota; Metazoa; Arthropoda; Insecta; Hymenoptera; Apidae. Gene Ontology annotation, molecular function: acyltransferase activity, transferring groups other than amino-acyl groups.
AAAAAAUAGAGAUGUUUAACAAGUCUCGUGUGGGAACUAUCUCGUCUUUCAAAAGAAACGAUCUCUCACUGCCUCUUUCAUUUUAUCAACGGGCACGAAAUUAUGUUAACUACGAAUCUACGUGACAAGUUGUAUUAAACAAGACGAGUCUCGGGCUAAGGUAGCCACCGUUAGCGCUCACUUUUCGAUAUGGGGAGGUUUCUCCCCACCAUUUUCUCGCACUUUCAUUACUACCAAGAUAUUCAGCCGGCAAAGCAAUUUUUCUACCACUGCUAGCCUCGUCGUCCUAGGUGAUUCUUGGGCGUCGAAUAAGAAGGAACCACACGGAAGGGAAGUCACACUGUCAGGAGUUGGAAGCCUAGUCCCAGAUCGUUCAGGCAGUCGUGCCGCGGAGUUCAUACUCUCUCCUUCCGUCCACUCUCGCUACUUUCUCAAAAGUAUGAUAACUAGGACGGGAGGGCCUCGAAACGAAGGGCCCAUCGCCGGAUGAAUCGGAAAAUGCAACCAGAAAGAUUCACGUGACUCUGAGAGGAGUUGAAGAGAUCAAGAUCCGUCGUUGUCGGCAUAGACGAGGAAGGCUAGCUGGGCAUCUACUGUGAUUACGAAUAUUUUUUCUGUGAUAGUUUACGAUUUCUAAGAUUUCCAGCGUGCACGAAAAACUCCGACCGGAUAUUCAUCGAAACUACGUUAGCGAGAUGCGAGAUAGUUAGUUGAAGUUAAUCGACCUGUGGACGAUUCUAUUUCUCUAGUGAUUUGUGUAAAAGCAAUUGAGACAACGAUGAACCAAAAGUGGUAUCUCGUCGUUCUUUUCGCGAGCUUCGCGAUCUGCGGGGUGAUAGCUUCGACCGUUCCAGAGAAUUCAGUACGAGACUCUUUGGCGGACCAGCGAGUAAGAACUUUUACCGACGUCGAUAAGAUUCCGGAUAGAAAUUGGACCACGUUGUCGGAAGCGUUGGACCUCUUCGAUGUGCGUUACCUUGCCAACAAUUGGACAGAAGGGAAAUACCCUGUUCAGGAGCAGUGUGCCAAAGAUAUUACGAGGUAUAUCAAAGGAUUGAAGAAUCACGAAGAUUGGGCCGUAAAAGCGAACGAUGCUUCAGGCAGAUAUACCAACGGCUUCCUAUGGGGAAACUCCUACUAUGUCGGUUCAGCUACCCAGUGUGCCUACAUCAACGAAGACUAUGGAAGAAAAAUAGCGAAAAUCCAAGAGAAACCGAUGGAGGAGGCGAAAGAGUUUAACAGCGAGCCGCAAAAAAGGCACGGCGGCCUCACUGGAAAUAAUCUCUGGAGCGGGACAAGAUCGAAUAAGUCGCCUCACAAAUUGGGAUUUUAUAUGAUGACCAUUUCAGUGAAUACCACUUUAUUUCCUACGACAAGAAUGAUUUAUCUAGGAGUAUGUUUACCUUUCUCGUGCAACGCUUCCGACGUUUCUGUGAUAGCAAAACUCGCUGCCAGCGAACAAGCGAUGAAACAUUCGACGCUUCACAAGGUUCGAGAUCAGCAUGAUAUGUACGAUAUGUACGAGGACCCAGUCUUCUGGAUUCUAUCUGGUGUGACCGUUGCGGUUGUCUUGCUGAUGGCAAUUGGGACCGGAUAUGAUAUCUAUAUAACGAGAAAAUAUACUCGAGGAAGAAAAGUGAUUUACGAUUUGGAAAGACACGCGAAACUUGACCAGUUAACUGGCAGAAGUCAAAAGUCUCUCAAUACUGCUUUUCAAGGUAAGGUCUACCUUCCUGUUCCAGCGGCAGAAGCUAUCAUCAACGGACCUCAAUCUUUAGCAGUUAAUAACAACAACGAUCACGAAGGUAGUCUACGCUCAGACAGUCCGAAAGUACAUAAAUUCAGUGUCUUCGAGGAGUUGCUGCUUUCUUUCUCGGUUCGAGCUAAUGUAAAAAUUAUUUGCGACGAUAAAGUCGGUGGUGAUACGAUCAGUACCAUUCAUGGCCUCAGAGCGAUAUCUAUGGCCUGGGUUAUUCUCGGUCACACUUGCAUUAUCAUCUUCAAGUACUCGGAUAAUAUGGAAUAUCGAAAAAUUGUGGAAAGAAAAUUCCUCUUUCAAACCAUAACGAACGGAGCUUUCAGCGUCGAUACGUUUUUCUUCAUGGGAGGCUUACUCGUGAGUUUCCUCUACUUCAGGACAAACGCGAAAGGAGACUUGAAUAAACUUACGCAGGGCACACGGGGCAUCGUCGCAGGUGGCCUCAAGUUCAUCGGUCUUCUCAUGUACCGAUUUUGUAGACUCACAGCUCCCUACAUGUUCAUACUCGGAGUUAAUCAAAUCGCGAUGAAAUGGUUUCAUUCGAAUUCCGUGUUUGAACCACCGACCGCGGAUCAUUACAACUGUCCCAACUACUGGUGGAGGAAUUUACUCUAUAUCAAUACUUUAUUCCCGGUAGACCAAAUGUGCAUGAUUUGGAGCUGGUAUGUUGCGGAUGACACUCAAUUUUACAUUAUUGGCGCCGUGAUAUUAGUUUUAGCGACAAACCACUUUAAAAUUGCAACCUUUGCGAUGACUACUUUACUACUAAGCUCCUGGAUAACAACAGGAUACAUUGCUUUGAUAAAUAAUCACAUGCCAAGCUCGGACGACCCGUUGGCGCUUUUCGAUAAGAUCUACGAUAAACCAUGGACUAGAUUAGGUCCUUAUCUUAUAGGCAUGUCGGUAGGAUACUUCCUUUUCAAGACUGAUUGCAAAAUAAAAAUGUCCAAGACGACAAUUUGCAUAGGAUGGCUCCUUUCUUCGGCAUCUCUUUCAAGUUUAUUGUAUGGUCUGUACGAAACAGAACUUAGUCCUAUAAUGGCAGCUAGCUAUUCUUCGUUAAGUCACAGCGUAUGGGCGCUUGGUUUAUCGUGGAUCGUCGUUGCAUGUAGCACAGGUUACGGAGGAUACGUGAAUAGUAUUCUGUCAGCACCGAUUUUAUAUCCAGUUAGCAGAAUAACGUAUUGCGCUUACUUGGUACAUCCGCUUGUGAUUCGAAUGACGCCUAUGAACUUGGACUCACCACUUCAUUUAGGAAAAUAUACCAUGAUGAUCACUUUCUUCGGAGCACUGGUUUCAUCGUAUAUAUUAUCAUUUAUCAUAUCGGUAUCCUUCGAAGCUCCUAUUGUGAGCAUGUUAAAGAUACUUUCCCCCAAGAAACGGAAACGCAUACAAUGAUGCAAUGACGCGAUUAUUUGGCAUACUAUAUUUCAUAAAAUUAUUUGUCUUUAUUGUAUGUAAUUAAUGUAAAGAAGAAAUUAGGAAUCAGUGAGAAAAUGUAGACGCGUGCGUAUAAAAAUUAAGCACAAUUAUGCAUUAUUACACUAUUCUGCAUAGUAAUGUAAGUAUUUUGCGCAGUGUUAAGGUUACUAUGUAUUAUUACUUAUAAAAUAAAUUAUUUACCUUUGUA